GUCAACAUAAUAUUAUUAAUUUGUCAUCAUGGCGAAUAAAGUAUUUCUUAUUACAGUGAAUAUUUUGGAGGGAAGGCAUUACAUUUGGGAAAAUAUGGACUCCGUAGUUGUCAUUAGGAUAGAUGGUCAUCAAAAAUCUACAGGAGUACAGAAAAAUACGGAUUGUCCCUAUUACAAUGAGUAUUUCGUGUUUGAGUUUUACACUACAUUAGAAAAAAUAUUGGAAAAAAAUAUCAAAUUAUUGGUAAUAGAACCAUGCAAAAUCUGGAGGAGAAGGAGAACCCUUGGAGAAGUGGCCUUGGAUGUAGCUACAGUGUGGAAACAAAAAAGCCACCAGUUUUAUCACAAAUGGGCAAUUCUAGGUACUACAAAAUUAGUUGAUUUUACUGGACCACGAGGAUAUUUAAAAGUCGAUAUUUGUGUAUUAACCAAAGGUGAGGUUCCAAGAACACCGACCAAUAUUAUUAAUGACGAGAUUGAAGGCAAUCUACUUCUUCCAGAAGGCAAAUUUGCUGAAAGGCAAAGAGCAAAAUAUAUUUUUGACGUAUAUAAAUGCCACAAUUUAAUAGAGAAACCUGGACUCUCAAUAGAUGAUAUAGCCUCGGAAGAGUCUCAAAAGAAGAAAUCAUCCGUAUAUAUUGCAAUUACUUUUGCAGGUGCAUGUAUAAAAACGUCGACUAAGAAGAAUACCUCUGUUCUGGAGUUUAACGAAAGAUUAUCCAUAGCCGAUCUCUUUCCUCCUCUAUGCCAGACAAUAAAAAUUGAAGCAUGUCUUGGUGAGCCUCUUCGAAAAACCGUACUCUCCCAAAAGCAAAUAAGUUUAAAGCAUAUAUCAAAUGAUAAAGAUGAAGGGUUCCUACCAACAUUAGGUCCUACCUACUUACAUUUAUAUUCAAAGAAUCCUAUGGAAGGGUAUGCUGGAUCCAUUUUAAUUUCUAUUACUACGGAACUAGAUACCGCGCUGAUAUCUGACAUGAAAAUAGAGACAAAGAAUGAAGCUCUGCUGCCGCUGCAAGAGAAUAAAUUUUUCGAUCAAGAAAGCAUAACCAUAUUUGCAUGCAUAUCUGAGUUGACUGCAAUCAGUCGGAAGUAUGCAAAGAAACCUGUUUGUAUAAGUAUGACGUUUGGGAGUACGCUUCUACAAAAAAGAAUACUACCGACAGGUAGAGAAGUAGCUACAAAUAUUACGGAUGAAAUGAAACCUAUCAAAAUUAACAAAAAAUAUUAUUACCUCGACUAUUAUACAGAACAACCAUGUUUGUGGUUAGUUCAAGAUGUACCGUUUUUCAAGAAAAGAGAGUACAAUUCGAAUAUUUUGUUCAAAAUUGCAACAGAAUUGGAAAGAAAAUUGGACAAAAUAGAGGAGCUUCUUAAAAACGGGAAAGCUGAGAUGUAUGGUACAAUUAUUAAGCAACUCUUAGAUGCUAAAGAUUUUAUUGAAUUAAGUGGAAGCAAAUAUAUAGACAUCGUUGGUUCCUACAAAGUAAAUUACAAUACCAAACUGGACAUCGAACGAAGAAAGAUGUGUAUCCGAGAAAUGGGAAAUAUACUAAUACAUGUUAAGAACAUAGGUAAUAGUUAUUCAUGUAAGAAGAAUUUUCGUAAACUGAAACACAUAUGGAAUAAAAUAAACAGUUUAGUUGAAGAUAUUCAAGAUUGUUGGCCCUAUGUUAUUCUCUGGUUGGUGCAUGGCAAGAAAAAAGUUGCUUGCGCUAAAAUUUUGGUAAGGAAUAUCAUGUAUUCACCAAGAGAAGAGGAGAGAGGUCAAGACUGUGGUAGAAAACAAACGAUUUGUUUUUAUGAUCAUCCUCAUGAUAAGAGUCAUCUUGCGGCAAAAAUGGAUAUCACGAUGUUUCUUUAUUUGGAGAGACACAAAAACGCCUGUGUUGCAAAUGUUCCUUCAUUAGGUUCCGAUUUCCAGGAACACCUUGACAGUCUUCCAAGACAUAUAGUUGCGUCAGAAGUAUAUCUUUGCGAGCUACGAUGUUACAUCUUUCAAGGAAAGAUCAUAUGCGGCUUUGACAAGAGUGGAUUAAGUGAUCCAUUUGUAAGAAUAAUAGCUCGAAACCAAGUCAAAGAAACACAGAUUAUCAACUAUUCAUUAAAUCCAAUAUGGGACGAAACACUUGUGUUUACCGGAAUAUCGAUAAAUGUAUAUGAAGUCCCAUCAGUUAUAUUGGAAAUAUUUGACAAAGAUGAAUUCGGUAUAAGUGAAUUUGUUGGGAGAACUUUAAUAAUUCCCAAUCGUCGACUGCAUACUUAUAAUUAUGAUAAUAUUACUUUGAAAUGGAUUAAAUGUUUUUGUAACGGAGAAAUUUCUGGAGAAGUGCUUGGCGCUUGUGAAUAUGUAUUAGAAAACGAUAUGAAGUUAGACAUACCACAUAGGGGAAAAGUCUUUGGUAUUCCCAUAGAUAUUAAACCUAUACUAGUGUCUUAUAAAGUUGAAAUUUUAUUUUGGGGUAUAAGAAACUUAAGAAAAUUGAACCUGAUGCAAAUUAGAAGACCAAGAAUAACAGUCUUUUGUGGGGAUUAUAGUUUAAAUUCUGAUACAAUAGAAAAUGCCUCACGGGAUUCUAAUUUUAUAAAUCUCACGGAAAGUAUGAUAAUAACAUUUCCAGAAGAAAAGGAAUACGCACCUCCUCUUAAUAUUAAAAUGUAUGAAAGUAAACGAUUUGGAGUUUAUUUGUAUGCGGGAGUUCAUAUUUCCAAAAUCACAUCUUUUUUUGUAGUCCCUAUGACUCACGAAGAGAGACGAAACAAACUGUCUGAUACUUCUAUAUACUCUUUUGAAAGCUACACAUCUACCUUAAGCUCUAUUAUCCACCCAGUUGAUAAAAUUGAGGUAGAUUUACAAAUUGACUCAGCGGAAGAUGUUCCCAAAACCGAUGAACAAACACACUUUUCCUAUUUUAUUAGCCAAUGUUGUAAUUUUCUGCGAAAAAAUACGCAUACCCAAAAGGACACAAAAGCAAUACCAUCACAAGUUUCCUACGAGUUGCUCUCAGAAGAAGCGGAAGAGGAGUAUUAUAUUGAAGAUUACGAUUGGUGGACGAAAUUUUACGCAUCCAUACAGAGCUCGGAAAAUUUGGACUACCACAGCUUGACAAGAAAACGUACGUUAAAGAUCUAUGAUUCAGAACUAGAAACGCAACCAGAAUUCAAAGACUUUACAGAUAUGUUCAGACCAUUUCCUAUGUAUAAGGGAAAAAAACGGGCGAUGAGGCUUUAGACGAACAAAAUAUUACAGGUAUUUUUAAGGGUUCAAUUGCGAUCUACAAGUACCCCUUAAACGGCGAUAAUGAUUACGUAUUCGCAAAUGGAAUCCCUUUGGAAAAAAGUUAUUUUGAUAACUACCCUGAAAAUAACCCCUUGCGGUAUUUAUUAAGGGUUUAUUGUGUUAGAGCGAUAAACUUAAGACCUAAAGAUAUAAAUGGUAAAUCUGAUCCAUAUAUUUGUGUAAAAUUGAAUCAAAAGGAAAUUGUAGAUAAAGAAAAUUAUAUUCCACGUAGUGUUAAUCCUGUAUUUGGCCGCUGCUUUGAAUUUAGUGCCACUUUUCCUCAAGACUAUUUAUUAAAAAUAUCCGUAUGGGACUAUGACAUGACAACAAGCGAUGACCUUAUUGGAGAAACAGAAAUUGAUAUAGAAAAUAGAUAUUAUACCAAACAUAUGGCAUUUUGUGGAAUACCAGAAACUUAUGAAAAAUCGGGUUAUUGUGCAUGGAGAGGACAACAUAAACCAUCAUGUAUUUUAUUGGAGAUCUGUAAUAAAUGGAAUGUCGGGAUUCCUGAAUAUAAAGAAAAAUCAGUUAAGAUUGGAGAAAAAGAAUUUUAUACAAAUAAUUUCACAUCUAGUGGUGACCGCGAGUAUGAUCAAGAAGUUCUUGCAUUGACCGCACUGAGGCGUUGGAGAGAAAUGCCUCUAGUUGGCUUUCCUUUAGUACCAGAACAUGUCGAAACGAGAUCGUUGUUUCACCCCUGGAAACCAGGUGUCGAACAGGGAAAGCUUCAACUUUGGAUAGACAUAUUUCCAAUAAUCGAUGUACCUCCUCCAAAGAAAGUAGAUAUAUGUCUUAGAAAACCGAUGCCGUAUGAGCUUCGUGUGAUUAUUUGGAACACAGAUGAAGUUUUACUCGACGAAGACGACUUUUUUAGCGGCGAGAGAAAAUCUGAUAUUUAUGUUAAAGGAUCACUCACCGGAGAGGGAAAUUUCAAUUGGAGAUUUAUUUUUCACUUUGAUUACUUGUCAACCGAAAACAAAAUUGUAAUAAAGAAAAAAGAAAGUAUCUUUGCAGCUGAUGAAACCGAAUUUAAGUUACCUUGCAGGCUAACAUUGCAGGUGUGGGACAAUGAUACGUUUUCUAAAGAUGACUUCAUAGGAACACUGACUCUUGAAUUGGCUAAGCUGUAUAGACCCGUGAAAACAGUUGCAAAAUGCAACCUAAAAAUUUUAGAAAAAGGUGCCCCAACAGUUAAUCUGUUUAAGAUACGAAGAACAAGAGGUUGGUGGCCAUUUAAAGCAUACCAGAGAGAUGCUAAGGAUGAAAAAUGCACCGGAAAAGUCGAAGCAGAAUUGGAGUUGAUAUGUCUUGAAGAUGCAAUGAAAGAGCCUGCUGGUAUUGGAAGACGUGAACCUCAACCACUUCCAUUGCCAGACCGACCUGAUACAUCAUUUUCUUGGUUUAGAAACCCCUUGAAAGCUUUCAAGCAUGUCGUCUGUAAAUUAUAUAAAUGGAAGUUAAUAAAAGCAGGGUGCUUUCUGGUAAUUGUGUUGUUGGUGGUAGCUGCUAUUUAUGCUUUUCCUGGCUAUACGGUUAAGAGAAUUCUUGGAGCCUAAGUUUUAUUUAUUUAUUAAGUUCACUAAUAUAUUUAUAGUGUCACGUUUAUACUUUUAUAUUCUUUAAAUUAAUUUUAAUUGUAUUUUUAUACUUUUAAAUAUAUAUUUUUUGUA
Molecule: messenger RNA, 4947 nt
Organism: Diabrotica balteata
Lineage: Eukaryota; Metazoa; Arthropoda; Insecta; Coleoptera; Chrysomelidae
Source: the annotation of a GenBank genome assembly